AAGCUGAUCACAGUGCGACGGCGUCGGCGACGGCACAACAUCAGUGAUCGCUGGCGUGAACAUGGCGGAGACGGUACGCUCGCUGUUCGACUACCGGGACCCACACAGGCUGGACAGCGACGGAGAAGGCGUCAAACCGGCACCGCAGCUGCGGGGCCGCGGUUGUGGAAGGAAAAGGAAAGGGACACCUGUGAAAGUCUUUGUUACACACACGGAGGAGGAGAGCGUGCCUGAACACAGCAUCAGCCCAGGUUAUCGUAAGGAAGCAGCAGAGAAUAGGAAGGCCACACUGGAUGCACCUCCCUCCAACACAGAGCUGCACAAGUGUAAUCCAUCGGAGCAGUCUCGUGACAGAGACUCCACCAAAUCCAAGAUCAGCUCCUGUUCAGCCUCCACACCAGCUCCAGCUGCUUCCUCAGCCUCAGCCUCAACCCCCAACACCACUCCGGCCCCAGCCACGGCGACUUCGGCUCGAUCUCUGACUCCUGCCUCCACUGCUCCAGUGGCCCCGGCAGCUUCCACUCCGGCCCCAGCGGCCAGCUCCUUCCCUCCCUCCCCGAACUGCCGCAUUCGAGAAGUUCACUGUGGCAGCCAGGUGCGGUUGGUCGUUAUCGCCAUCCGAGACAUCACCAAGGGGGAGGAGAUCACCGUGGAUUACAGUCUGACUGAGUGGGGAGAGAACCUGGGUUUCCGUGGGACGGUGUCUCCGGCCCGGCAUGAGUGUAACUCUGACAAUGAGAAUAAUAACAAUAUCAAAAAGGAGGAUGAGCCGCUCUCUUUGACAGCCCAUCAGCAGAGGCCACAACAGCAUCAGCAGCAGCAGCAGCAGGAUUAUGUCACCCCCUCUUGGUCCCUGUCCCCCUCCUCCUCCCCCAUCUCCCACUCUGAUGCCAGUGACUCAGAUGUUGGGGAUGACGACAACUCCACACCCCGUGGGCGUGCACUACGCCGGCGAAAGAAACGGCGUGGCACCCCUUCAAAGAAAAAGACCACCCAUCGGAUCCCGCCUGGGCGGCCAACAGCAGUCUCCCCCACGAGCAUUCCGCAUCAAAAUCGUCCACUCCCUUCAUCCCACCCUCAAGCACAGUCCUCCACACCCUGCUCGUCUUCCUUUUCUCCAACUAAGCCUGUGUUCAAAGCUCCAGCUCCACUGAGCUCCAGCAGUACAAACACCGUCAACACAAGUGUCCCCAGAGGAGGCGUAUCCAUAGACUCCAUGCGCCAAACCUGCGAAUAUUGUGGACGCCAUUUCCGCUCCUUGGGUCGUCACUUGGACAAACACCAUGCCCACCAACCGGAAGUAUGCUCUGCCCUCGUCGAGCGAUAUACACAGAAGCCCCGCCUACAAACACAGAAUACAAACAAUGCCACAAGUCACUCACACGCUCAGCAGCACUCAAAGUCUUCACAGGUUGUAGGACAGAGCCGAUGUGCAGAUCUUCCGCAGUGUGGCAUUCAGGACUUCUCCAUGUCUCCACCCACUCUUACAGCAGCCAACCAAUCCCCUACCUCCUCUGGAAGGAACGCCACCCCACCCAUGCAGACUCCUCCUCGUGGACAGAACGCGGUGCCAGUGUCAGUUUUAAAAAGGAGCCCGCCCCCCGUGACUGUGACGCAGUCUAGGAAAGGAGCAGUGAGCAGGGUUAAGAAGGACAGAGAGGAGGAGGAGGAGCAGGGGGAUGAUGAUGAAGAUGUGGAGGUUGUUGAGGUAAAGAGGCCCAAAGAUGAGGACGAUGUGGAGAUGACGUGUCCCCAGUCCUAUGGCGGCAAAUCGGCCAAAGAUAUUGAGCCAACAAAAGAGGAGGAAUUUGAGGAGGAAUUUGAAGAGGAGGAAUUUGAGGAGGAUGAAGAAAAUGGAGUGAUGGAGGUGGAAGAUGACAGUGGAACAGAGGAUAAGGACAAGGACUUGCUUAGUAGUUCGGGGCGUCACCAAAUGCUGCCCCUCCUCUCGUCCCUGUCCUCUCUGGUCCUGUACCUUCGUCGUCUGCAGCACUCUGCUUUCUUGUCCCUGUCUCGGCAGCUGCAAUCAUCUGAGGCGUGGCGUCUUCUCUGCAAUUCCAGCCUGGCACUUUUAAUCCUCUACAAUCGACGUCGGGAGUGUGAGGUGUCCAAGUUGUUGAUUGCUGAAUAUCGUGUCCGCAUCACUCCCCAGUGCCCCGUUCCUGUUCCACCUGGUGCUCCUCCAGCACUCACCCCUCUGGAGGCCUCUCUGUCCCCCUUUGAACGCCUUGUGCUUCCUCAUCUCGCCAGAGUUGGAGUCCAGGGUAAACGUGGACGUGUCCAGCCCCUCAUCCUCCCCCCUCACUGUGAGUCAUGCCUGGAGCUCCUGCUGCAGACACGGCAGGAUGUAGGAGUUGACCCCACAAAUCCAUACGUCUUUGCCAGGCCCUACCACUCUCCCGCCACACCACUGCGAGGCACUGACCUUCUGCGCAGUCUGGCUCGCUCGAGUGGUACCCGCAAUCCCCGUGCCCUGACCCAGACCAGGGUUCGCCGCCAGGUAGCGAUCCUAACGCAGCUGUUGCUUCUGGGAGAAGGAGAGGAGCCUGGGCAGCCAGGAGGCAGCGCUGUGGAGAGGCUGGAGCACUUCCUUGAGAGGGAGUAUCACGUGACACAGAACUGUGCUGGAAUUGGCCAAGACCCAGGCCUCAUGGGCCGAGUAGGUCGAGUCGUGCUUUGUGGAGAGAGAGAUGGAGUGCUCUUCAGAGGAAUGAGCCUAAACCACAUCUGCCUGGAGCUGGAUGUUAUGUCAGGAAACUCUGCUGACUCGUACUCAGAGGGAGAGUCUGAUGGAGAGCAAGUAAAGGAGAAGACAGAGUCUCCGACCCCUGCUUCUGCUCCUGAUCCUGUUUCUUCUCCUGCUCUGAACCCCACACCUACGCUGCUGUAUGUCAGGAAGGGCAAGAGCAAUGGGCGGGUGGGGCGACCAAAGAAGCUCAAGAACACCCAGCUAACCGCUCCGCCGCUUCUGCUCUCGUCUGAAGCAAACCGCAGGAGAGGCUCAGGUAAGCGAGGCGUUCUGAAGCGUCCCUGGUCGGAGGCAGAACGUGCAGCAGUCGAGGAGCACCUGACCCAGAACAUCACAGAGCUGCGGGUCCCAGCCAAGGCUGACUGUGAGCGCUGCCUCCAACAGUGCCCCCUGCUGGUCAGCAACCACCGCGACUGGCGUGCCAUCAAGUUCUACUGCCACAACCGCAUUCAGCUGUUGAAGAAAAACCAGCGGCGUUACAGCGAACCACAUCCACUUAUAGUCUGCUGAGAGGGGGGGAUGUGAGUCAGUGGGGGGGUGGGUUUGAGUGGUGUGGUGCAGCUGAACAGAACAGAUUCUCAAAUGGUACCUGCUGCCCAGGAAAUGCACUAAUUUUGAGAGGAAGGUCAUACAUUUCAUUCUAGUCUUCUGGUAGCAUUGUUUUUUUUUGACGUGAUGUCUAAUCUGACACCUGAUGGCCUGUUCAGUUUGAGCCACACAAGUAGAGACGUUUUUACUGACUUUUUUUUAGCUGCUCUACAUUAAAGGUCUUAAAAAAUGACACUAGAGUCUUUUUGGUGCUCCUGAUCUGAGGGUUACAACCCAAGUCUUGUCAAAAGCAGGUGCCGUUUGAGACACGCCUUGCAGGGACUUGUGACCGUGGCACUGACUGCGGCCUGUGUCGUGUUGUAUAUGAACGUCUAUUUUCCUCCUUUCAUGAAGGACACUAAACUGAAACGUAAACAUGGACGGUGACUGAGCCCUACAGUGUUGUUACAUGAACGUCGUGAGGUAGCAUUAGUGUUUCAUGCACUUGGAGACGUUGAUAAGACGAAUGGCCUGCGCCAAGGCCAAACUUUCCUUAAUCGUGGCUUUAUUAGAGUAGGCCUAACUAAUGCUGACUUAGAAGAAUAGUCCGAUCUUUCCCCAGACAAGCUACUUCUUCUUUACACACAGUUGACUGUGCAAUUCUGACAAUGGUUUCAUUAUAUUUGGACCUUCAUUUUCAUGUAAGGUACUAGGAGAUGAAUGAGUUAUGCCUUUUGCAGUUGUAAUGAAUUUUGUUCUUUUGUGUGUGUUUUUUUUCUUACUGAAAUAGAACACAAUCUUAUUAUUAUGACAAUUGUUCGAGUUGUGGGUUUUAUCACAAAGAAAAUUGUAUGGCAUCAGAAUGUUGUGACGUUGAAUACCUAAGAUGUUUAGUUGAACCACAAAUUUCAAGAAUCAUUCUAAAUGAACUGUCGUCUUUUUCCCCUCUCCCCUUAAACACACAUACACACAUGUCAACCGCUAUAAUUUCCCCUAGAGGACCAGUGUGUCCAUGUGUCCUAUUGUUUGUUGUGUUUGUGUCUGCUUGUUGCACAUUUGUUAUUCAGAGAAGUAAAAAAGGUGCUAUAGGCCAAUGAGCUGGAUACCACUUUAUAUUCUGAGAGGAUAUUUCCCAUGGUAGUGUUAAAAGUUUCUUAAAAAGUGGGCAUUUACCGGGGAGUGAUUGUCCUGCGUUGCCAGGUUUUGUAACGUUGACGUUUCCAAUGGCUAGAGCUCGUCCCCUACUUUCCCAGUCACACUACGUGGUUUGAAGCUCGACCAGAUAUUUGGUUUCUCUCCAGCGUUUCUGGAAAUCUACGUCCAUCGGACGAAGACCUCCGCGAGACCUCGAGAUGGAUACUUGAAGUUAUUUAAACCUUCUUACAUAAUCUUUAUGUUCGGUCCUGCUCUAGCUUUGCCAGUUACACUGUACAUAACAAAUAUAUUAUCAUACUGCUAACUGGUUGUUUGUGCCAGAUUACAUGUAGCUCUGAUCUUCAUCUCUCAGUUAUAGCUAUCUGUACAUAAGCCUGUCUGUAAAUACUCCUCAGAGAAACAAAGAAAAAACACAAUGUAUGACAUGCAUUGGUUAUUGUGUUAUGUUUUUUCUUUUUUUUAUAAGUCUUAUAAAAACUUAAAGCUCUA
Solea senegalensis (Senegalese sole) is the source of this 4921-nucleotide messenger RNA. RefSeq lists its product as uncharacterized. Gene Ontology annotation, molecular function: protein binding. The record is from RefSeq and is a predicted model, not a curated record. The coding region runs from base 62 to 3259 and encodes 1065 amino acids. The transcript has 9 exons. NCBI's taxonomy places the organism in Eukaryota, Metazoa, Chordata, Actinopteri, Pleuronectiformes, Soleidae.